This is a messenger RNA of Musa acuminata subsp. malaccensis (wild Malaysian banana), 2923 nucleotides long. RefSeq names its product pentatricopeptide repeat-containing protein At5g46460, mitochondrial. Gene Ontology annotation, cellular component: intracellular membrane-bounded organelle. Gene Ontology annotation, biological process: RNA modification. The record is from RefSeq and is a predicted model, not a curated record. NCBI's taxonomy places the organism in Eukaryota, Viridiplantae, Streptophyta, Magnoliopsida, Zingiberales, Musaceae. Gene Ontology annotation, molecular function: protein binding; zinc ion binding; RNA binding.
CGCGCGCCGCCGCACCGUCGUUGGAAGGGAGAGAGGCGGAGAGGGGUUGAAGCCGAAGGAUAAUAGAGAUGGCGAGGUGAUCGUAGUCCUACCACUUGGAUCAAAUAUAUCUGAAUAUAUGCAUCAUGAUCGCCCACAAUACGAACUAAUUCAAAGAAGAAACCAUUGACGACUUGUGAGGAGAAGGAUGAAGACGAGAAAGCAUCCUUGCCAUCAUAGCGAUAACUACAGAGGUGGUCAGUAGGGCAUUGUAGUGGGUUACCAGCUUGCCAUGAGAUGAUCAACCGGACAAGAACCCCAGCAAGAAGAAGGGCGCCAAGGUCGAGUUCAAGCAGAUCUCCGAAGCCUCGGAGGUGGAUUCGCUUGUGAUAAACGAGCAUGACGAUGCUUUUGCAUGCAAUGCAAUUAUUGUGAGAGUACUCGGCCAUGAAACUUCGUUCAAUCCUCAAGUCUUGCUAGUUCUGUUUCUCUAUGACGACGUGCCGGCUUCGUCUUGAUGAUUCAUUUCAAGUCUUCAAGCUCUUGAGCGAUCCAAAGUAGCUGACCAUGAGAAGACUUCCUGCAUUCCUUCCAAAUCAUAAAGCGACCGUCUUCCCUCUCAAAACUUCCCAUCCCCUCGCCGCUAGAAGAUGCAAGGAAGUUGGCUCUCACUGGAAGGCCGCGCUCUUCCGCCUCCUCGAAAGCCGUGACAUGGACGAAGCCCGCCGCCUUUUCACCAGAAUUCCUUCUCCCGGCGUCCAACUCUACACUAUGAUGAUCGUUGGAUACUCGCAGACCAACCGCAUCGACGAGGCCUUCCGACUGUUCGACGGUAUGCCGGUGAGAGACACCGCUGCAUGGAAUUCCAUGAUCAAGGCCGCCUUAGACUGCGGUGACUUGAGUCUUGGGCGGAAACUGUUCGAUGAAAUGCCGGAGAGGAAUGUGAUCUCGUGGACGACGAUGAUCAAUGGGCUCUCGCGGUUCGGGUGGAUCGAUGCGGCGGCGGAGCUGUUUUUUAGGAUGCCUCAGCGGGACACUGCCGCGUGGAAUGCCAUGAUUUCCGCGUAUUGUGACAAUGGAAGAGUUAAGGAUGCUCGGUUGUUGUUCGAGAAGACGCCGCAACCCAAUGUGAUUUCUUGGACUGCAAUGAUCGGAGGUCAUGACCAAAACGGGGAGAGUGACAAGGCAUUGCUCCUUUUUCACAAACUGUGGAGUUCUGGGACGAAGCUGACGCCGAGCACUUAUGCAUGUGUCCUAACGGCCUGUGCCAAUGCAUCGGAAUUAGGACUAGGCACGCAGCUGCACUCCCAUACUGUAAGAACAGGCUAUUCAUCAGAUACAUUUGUUUCUACUUCACUGGUCAACCUUUAUGCCAAGUGCAAACAGAUUGAGGAUUCAAUCCAGUUAUUCAGUGAGAGGAAAGAAAGGGAUGUGGUCUCUUGGACAGCUCUCAUAACCGGCUACGGUCUGAACGAUAGACAUGAGGAUGCACUGGACGAAUUCAACAAAAUGAUUGCAUUUGGUAUCAGGCCGAAUCAGUCUACCUUCACCAGUGCAUUGAACUCAUGCUGUGGGCUGGAAGCUCUCGAUGGAGGAAAGAAGCUCCAUGCAACUACAGUCAAGCUGGGUUUGGAACUUGAUGUGUUUGUGGGCAAUUCUCUGGUUGUGAUGUACUCCAAAUGCGGGGAUGUAGAGGAUGGUCUGAUGUUGUUUGACAGUAUGGAUAGGAGGAAUCUCGUCUCAUGGAACUCGAUCAUAGUUGGAUGCGCACAGAACGGGUAUGCAACAUUGGCACUGAAGCUCUUUGAUGACAUGAGACAGAUCAACGUACAACCUGAUGAGAUCACAUACACAGGGCUGCUGACCGCUUGUAGCCAUUCCAGAAUGCUCGAGAGGGGAAGGCACAUUUUCCAUCUCCUAAAGCAUGAUUCCUCGGUCCAAGUGAAGCUCGAGCACUAUGUUUGUAUGGUGGAUAUCUUAGGCCGGUGCGGAAACCUGGAAGAAGCAGAAGAGUUCAUUCGGAACAUGCCCGUGGAACCGAACAGCAAGAUAUGGUUGGCUCUGCUCGGUGCUUGCAGAAUGUAUGCUAAUAUCGAAGUUGCUCGCAGGACUUCCAAGAAGGUGUUCGACAUGGAACCAGAUAACAGUGCGGCUUACGUAUUGCUGUCCAACAUAUAUGCUUCAGCCGGAAGAUGGAAUGAUGUAUCACAAACCAGAGUGAUGAUGAGAUAUCGAGGAAUCACCAAAGUUCCCGGUUCCAGUUGGAUUACGCUGAAGGAAACAAGGCAUGAGUUCGUGUGUGGAGACAGGUCUCACCCUAUGGCCAUGGAGAUAUACAAGAAGUUGGACUGGCUCGGAGUUAAGCUGAAGGAACUUGGCUAUGUUUGCGACAAAACAUUUGCGUUGCACGAUGUGGAUGAUGAACAGAAGGAGGCAGCGCUUGCGCACCACAGCGAGAAGCUUGCUAUUGCCUUCGGUCUUAUUAGUACCGUAGAGGGUAGUACGAUCAGAGUCAUGAAGAACCUAAGGGUGUGUGGGGAUUGCCACUCUGCCAUAAAAGUCAUGUCGCAAGUCGUCGGGCGUCGGAUUGUGUUGAGGGACGCCACUCGUUUUCAUCACUUCAGGGAUGGGCUCUGUUCUUGCGGAGAUUGCUGGUGACCAUGUAUACAUUCUUUCCAAGUGGAUAACUCUUCAGCUCAUUACAUGGUCUUCGUAUUGCACAAGACAAAAGAUUGCUAUGGUACCACAAGUAAUCUGAUAUAUCAUCAAACAGGAACAUGUCAGAUUGAUUGGACGUGUGUUGCAUGUCUUCUGGCUUUAAGAAAAAGAAGCAACUCAGUUGUGCACGCCUAAUUGUAUUAAAAGAUCGUACGUGGUGUUUGGGUCCUCGAUACAGCAUCAGCUGAAGAAAGAAAGGAGAGGGGCAAAAAAGAAAUACAUCAGU